CCAGCGCCCGCCCGCACCCAGACACAAUCAGGGUCGCCUGCGCUACCCAAAAAGUACCUAGAGGUAGGUAGAGAGGCACAGGCUCGCUCGCUCGCCCGCCCAGGCAACUCAGCGCCCACUUGCAACCCGCCCGCUCUGCCCUGUCCGGCCCAGCCUGGCUUGGGACGCGUCGCUAUGCUUGCUGCUCCUCUGCGUCUGGCCUGCCCGCACAGCAGGCCAAGUUCGCCCUUUCCCAUCCAUCAUUUCCCACCUGGCUGCACUCCACCUUGCACCCGCCCUUCUCCCUCUCGCCCGCCCAGCCGCACACACACACACACACACUCACUCCCUCUCUUCUCCAUUCCUCUUCCCUCUACCCACCACUGCUCCGUGCAUUCUCCCUCUUUUCUAUCCACGGCUGCCCGACCUCGACGAAGUUAUCCUACACAAGCCACCGACACCGACUCCGCCCGUUGUCCGCAGACUCUGUUACCGCGACACUCAACAUCUUUCGCCUCGUCAACCAGUUCGACCGAUUCCUGUCUCCUGGCCUUUGUCGUCACGGUCGUCCACUCGAACAGACGAUCCCUCCUCUGUGUCCGAAGAGCCACCGGAGCUCAAUUCGCUUCACGUCACCACGCUCGGACUGCACGUCGAGACACAACCCUCGCCAGCUUGUGGGCGCUGGCACACAGUUCUCGCUGGCGGCGCUCCUAGACACGUCGCUCCGGUGUUUCGUGAAUCUGUGCAAUCUGCGCAACAAGGCCGCCUCCUUGUCUGCGACCGUCCUACGACACUAACCAGGUCUUUGCCAUCACGAACGCGUUGCUCCUCGCUCCACGUGCAAAGAUCCACGACCCUUGACGCGC
This is a messenger RNA of Microdochium trichocladiopsis, 848 nucleotides long. RefSeq lists its product as uncharacterized. The record is from RefSeq and is a predicted model, not a curated record. The transcript has a single exon. NCBI's taxonomy places the organism in Eukaryota, Fungi, Ascomycota, Sordariomycetes, Xylariales, Microdochiaceae. Bases 175 to 696 code for a protein of 173 amino acids.